GCUGCCGCCAUUUCACACAGCUAUGCCAGAACGAAUCAACCAUGUGGGCGCUGCACAUCUACUGAAGGAAGUGCUGGCCAGCGAUGCGCUGAAUGUGCAGAGCGAGGAGGAUUUGUUCGAGACCGUGGUCCGAUGGGCCGAGUUUCAGCGAGGACGACUCGGGCGACGAGCAGCAGGCGCGCGCCACGCCUCCGGGCCAGAUAGUGUCGGCCGAGAAGCACACCAAAACCAGCCGGCCGUCGGAUAGCGCCGUACUCAAAUGCUACCGGUCGCCGGCCAACUUGGCGCUCCUGCCGCGCAGCCCACGAUCGCCGUUCCUGCAGGCACGCAGCCCGCGCCGGAAAUCUGAACUGACGCGUGAGGCCUUCACUGCAGGCGCUAUGCCGGGCGCCACCACUCCACCCAGUACCGAUUCGCCGCGCACGUCAAUCUGUAAUGUCGGCUGCAGUCAGUCGAGUACUCCGAUACUGCCACCUUGGCUACAUUGCAUGCGCGCAAAGAACACCUAUCGUCGCUAUUGCCCCUGCAUCCGGUUUCCGAUGAUGGACAAGCAAUUUUUGCUUACUGUCGUCGAACGUAAUUCCGAGCUGAUGGCCAUGCCACUGAUGAAGGAUUUGCUGAUUGAGGCAUACCGGUUCCAUGCGUUCAAUCCACCCGCGCCUGUGGAGAAACCUGAGCGGCGCCGGGCAUCAGAGUGUUUUGCAAAGCGGGAGUCGAGCACGCCUGUGGAGCAGUAUGCGAAAAUUAUCUUGCCAUUAAACGGCACGGACGAGUACACGCUGUCGCGCUCGCAGCGCCGCAAGUGGGUUUUCCAGAAUGCUGCUCAGAAGACCCUUGCUCAAAACAUAUUCGCCUAAAAUGUAACGUACCAAGUUUACGUAGAUUUAAUACCACACAACAUCGUUUGCACCUUUUAUUCGUAUCACCUUACCCCUCCCCGGAUUCAGUUUUCACAGAAUCCCAAA
Molecule: messenger RNA, 965 nt
Organism: Linderina pennispora
Lineage: Eukaryota; Fungi; Kickxellomycota; Kickxellomycetes; Kickxellales; Kickxellaceae
Exons: 1
Coding region: 93-857 (254 amino acids)
Source: RefSeq, a predicted model, not a curated record